Girardinichthys multiradiatus is the source of this 1949-nucleotide messenger RNA. It is a transcript of the gene hexb, whose product is annotated as hexosaminidase B (beta polypeptide). The record is from RefSeq and is a predicted model, not a curated record. Bases 66 to 1712 code for a protein of 548 amino acids. Lineage: Eukaryota; Metazoa; Chordata; Actinopteri; Cyprinodontiformes; Goodeidae. Gene Ontology annotation, cellular component: membrane. Gene Ontology annotation, biological process: ganglioside catabolic process; carbohydrate metabolic process; glycosaminoglycan metabolic process. Gene Ontology annotation, molecular function: beta-N-acetylhexosaminidase activity. The transcript has 14 exons.
CCCUGCUGCUUCCAUAUAAACCUGUUGUCGGCCAGGUCUUGUGACUUCACAGUUCUGUUGUCAACAUGGCCGGCCAGGUGGGAGUUACCUUCAUCUUGCUGGUUCUCGGUUCCUGCUGGGGGCUUCAGAACAACGACGUCGACAAGGAGCCCCAGCUCGUUUUUCAGCCCUCUAAACACGGCUCCUUGUGGCCUCUGCCGCAGAAAGUACAGAUCUCGGAGGUUUCCUUCAAACUAAGCUCCUCCAGCUUCAGAAUCAUUGAUGCCAAAGAGUCCAGGGCCGGUGCGAGCUGCAGCCUCCUGCAGCUGGCCUACAGGAGGUACUAUGAAUACUUGUUUGGGGGUGUUAAAAAGCAGAAGGUGAAUAAAAGCGUGAGAACGGACCCCACGGAGCUGCCGGAACUGCAGGUGUGGAUCACAUCACCUGACUCGGAGUGUGACGGUUACCCCACUGUGUCAUCUGAUGAGUCAUAUGAGCUGUCUGUGGAUCAGCCGUUCGCUGUCCUGAAAGCACCCAAGGUCUGGGGAGCCCUGCAUGGUCUGGAAACUUUCAGUCAGUUGGUCUAUGAGGACGAGUAUGGCGCUAAAAGCAUCAAUUCUUCAGCAAUCAGUGACUUCCCAAGAUUUGCUCACCGAGGCGUCUUGCUCGACACGUCACGACAUUUCCUUCCAAUUAAAGUCCUCCUGGCUAAUUUGGAAACCAUGGCGAUGAAUAAAUUCAAUGUCUUCCACUGGCACAUUGUCGAUGAUCCAUCUUUUCCUUACCUGAGCCAGACGUUCCCAGAGCUGAGUCAAAAGGGCGCCUACCACCCAUACACCCAUGUGUACACGCCAGCAGAUGUGAAAAUGGUGAUUGAGUUUGCUCGCCUCAGAGGCAUUCGGGUCGUCUCAGAGUUUGACACCCCAGGGCACACCCAGUCUUGGGGUAAAGGCCAACCUGACCUCCUCACGCCUUGCUACGCUGGCUCCAAGCCCUCCGGCACCUUCGGCCCGGUGAACCCCAUCCUGAACUCCACAUAUGACUUCAUGGGGCAGUUCUUCAAAGAGAUUAGCACUGUGUUCCCCGACGCCUACGUUCACCUGGGAGGCGACGAGGUGGACUUCACGUGCUGGAAGUCCAACCCAGACAUUCAGAGGUUCAUGGAGCAGCAAGGCUUUGGACAGGACUACAGCAAAUUAGAAUCCUUCUACAUCCAAAAACUUCUGGAUAUUGUCACCACUACCAAUAAAGGCUACAUCAUCUGGCAGGAAGUCUUUGACAAUGGAGUUAAGCUGAAACCAGACACACUAAUCCACGUUUGGAAAGGAAACCAGGAGAAAUACCAGAAUGAGAUGGCAAAUAUUACAUCGGCAGGGUACAAGACCCUGCUGUCCUCUCCCUGGUAUCUGAACCGUAUCUCCUACGGCCAGGACUGGCAGGGCCAUUACAAAGCCGACCCGCAAGAUUUUAAGGGAACUGAAGAGCAAAAGAAGCUUGUGAUUGGUGGAGAGGCCUGUCUUUGGGGAGAAUACGUGGAUGCUACGAAUUUGACACCAAGACUCUGGCCUCGAGCCAGUGCUGUAGCAGAGCGGCUGUGGAGCGCUAAAGAGGUCACAGACAUAGGCGACGCCUACAGCAGACUUUCUAUUCACCGCUGUCGUUUGGUUGUGCGUGGAAUACCAGCUGAGCCGCUGUCUCCCAGCUUUUGUCCACAUGAAUACAAAGGUAUAUGAGCCCUUCUGAAACGCUAGUCUGGGAACAGAGAAGGGAAGCGUAUCUACACAUUUAUCAACCUUAAUGGUUGGUUUGUAAACUAGGGAAUCAAAUGUGAAGCGUCCUCCUCAGAGCUGUCACUAUACUUAAUAAUUCUGAUUCACAAAUCAUUUAUGUUGAUGUGAUUGAUUUUCUACAUGCCAUUUGAUGGUGAAAUUGUUUGUAAAAAAAAAUCAAAUAAAAUGCUGAUAUUGUAA